AUGAAUGAACAACCAUUGGAAGAUACCAUCAUGGAGGUGAAGGAAGAUUUCAUGCUUUCACCUGCUGGUGACAGUAAAGCAACUCUAAGAACAACCCAUUUUCUCAAACCAAUUGCAAACACCAUUGAAGAACCACCUUUGAAGUUUAAAACAUCAUCGUCUUCUGUUUUUGACCCAAAUGAAUGGCCUUUGAAAUUCCAUUUCAAUGGGUGGCGUGACUGGCGUCACAACCAAGAGAAAUGGGUUUGUUGGGUUGAAGACCUUAAACCCAAAUAUGAAUCAGUGUGGAAGAAAGCUGGAAUCUUUGAAGCUAUAAUGAGUACUAUGUGUCGCAUAGUGAAAAAUCAAGACUUGCUAUAUGGGAUUGUGGAGAAAUGGUGUUGUGAGACAAAUACAUUUGUGUUUCCAUUUGGUGAGGCAACAAUUACUUUGGAGGAUGUUAUGGUUUUGGGGGGUUAUCCUAUCAUUGGUCAUCCUAUUUUCACAGAAGUUAAAGACCAAGAAAUGAAAGAGGUAGAAGAGAAGCUCAUCAUUGCAAGACAGAAACCAUGGCAGACUAAAAAAUCUCACGCUACCACAUCAAUAUGGAUGGAUAUGUUCAUUGAUAAAGGUAGUAAAAUUGAACAUGAAGCAUUUCUAGCAACUUGGUUAUCAAUUUUUGUUUUUCCUCAUAAAUACCAUUUGGUGAAAAGUUGUUUGUUCCCUAUUGCUGUUCAUCUUGCUAGAGGAAAUCCAAUUGCUUUGGCACCAGCUGUUUUAGCUAGCAUUUAUAAGGAUUUAACUUUGUUUAAGAAAACAAUUGUUGAUUUGUCAAAAUAUCAUGUUAGUAGUGAUAGAUAUCCUCUAGAAGUUACCCUUCCAUCACCCUUUUACUUGGUUCAAAUUUGGGUGUGGGAGAGGUUCAAAAACUUACAACCACAACCCAUGUUGAUCAACCAUGGAGACCCUUUAUUGUUUAGGUGGCAUGAGGUUAGAGCCUUGAAAAUAGACGAUGUUAAGUUGACAUUAGACUCGGCUAUGGAUGAUUUUCUUUGGCGUCCGUAUGUUAGGUUUGCUGAUAACUGUGAGAUGUUUUAUCCAAAUGAUGAAUUAUUGGUACCAUUUAAGAAAGAUUUGGAUAAACAAUUGCUUUCAUUUGUUAUAUGCUUGAGAGUUUCCGAGCUUGUUGGCUUUGAGUCUAUAGAGCAAUAUCUUCCGCAUAGAGUUGCUAUGCAAUUUGGAAUGGAUCAAGAUGUUCCAAGUUCUGUGCCUAGAAUCAAUGAGACUAAAUUCAUUGCUUGGAAAAACUACUGCAGACCUGUACCUGGUCAAAAUUUGUAUUUUCCAUCGCGAUUUUUUGAGGCAGAUGUAACCACUCGUUAUGCAAUGUGGUGGCCGCAACCGGUAUUAGGUCAUGGCGAUUUUGUUAAGAACAUUGUGAAGCGGAAGAGAAGUGCAAGUUCACGGAAACAUAGACCUCUUGUAGGAAAAGCUAACCGAAGUGGUAUUGAUGUUGGUGUUCCACCUGGAUUUCCUCCCCAUCUUGUUGACCUUCUUAGUUUUGAAAAUAUUUGUUAUGAUUAUCCUGCGGAAAAAUCUUCUCAUGAUUCUGUGAAAUCUGAUGAAAAUAUUGAUUCUCCUUCCAUAUCUGUUGAGGAUUGUACACCUUUGACGAAAUCUAAGAAUUUAAUCAACCAAUUUCCUUCAGCCUCUUUAGCAGAUUCAAAAAUUUCAACAAGGAGUUUGGAGGAAUAUUUUGAAGAUGCACAUGGGAGAAAAGAAGCAACAAUGUCUAGUGACAGAGUCUGUUUAUCCCAGACUCAAGGUGAAAAUAAAACCUGCAAAAGGUUUUUUGUCAGAAAAAAAAUCUCUUCGUCCAACAAUGAAAAUGUUGUGCAACAAGAUAUUCAGUUUCACUCUGAUAUGGCUGCUCAAUCAGAAACUAAAGAAAAAGUUGAAGAAAAAGGAAGUAAAGAAAGUGAUCAUGAAGUUGUGCUUUUGUUAAAAGAGCAAUACUUGAAGAAUCAAGAGGAACUCGCACGUUUAGCAAGACAACAGGAAGAGAUGUUACGGAUAAUGGAUAUCAGGGAGAAGAGGGAUGAAGAGUUGAGGCAACUGCUCACUAGUUUUCUAAGGAAUCAACAACCACCAUCUUCUUAA
This is a messenger RNA of Trifolium pratense (red clover), 2139 nucleotides long. RefSeq lists its product as uncharacterized. Gene Ontology annotation, biological process: meristem development; meristem maintenance. Bases 1 to 2139 code for a protein of 712 amino acids. The record is from RefSeq and is a predicted model, not a curated record. The transcript has a single exon. NCBI's taxonomy places the organism in Eukaryota, Viridiplantae, Streptophyta, Magnoliopsida, Fabales, Fabaceae.